AUGGAUGAUAGAAAAAUACUAUGGCAAGAAUUACUGAAUUUUAACCAAAAUAGCCCUUGGUUGGUUGGGGGUGACUUCAAUGCUAUAUUGAAUAAUGAAGAGAAAUUGGGUGGUGCACCAGUAUCUGACACAGAUACCAUUGAUUUUCAAAACUUUUUUAGUUUUAGUAAUUUAGUACAUCUUAAAGCAAUUGGUAAUUUCUAUACCUGGUGCAAUAAACAAGAUGCUCAAGAUAGAAUCUGGUCCAGACUUGAUAGAGUCUUGGUGAAUGAAGAUUGGAUACAUCAAUACACAUCUAGUCCAGUAGAGUUCUUAAUGCCAAGUUGUUCUGACCAUUCCCCUGCAUUGAUUACUAUUGGAGAGGAUAAGUUUGAUGGUAAAAGGCCUUUUAGAUUCUUCAAUAUGCGGAUCAAGCACCCUAAAUUUCUUCCACCUGUCAAAUCUGUUUGGGAGCAAAAUAUUAGUGGAUAUAACAUGUAUAAAUUUCAUACCAAGCUCAAGUUCUUAAAGCCUGUUCUAAAAGAGCUUAAUAAGAAGCAUUUUAUGAACAUCAGUGAGCAAGUUAUUAGAGCCAAAGAUGAAUUAUCUGACAUUCAGAAACAAAUGGCUGCUGAUCUUCUCAACUCAAACCUAAUUGCCAAGGAAAAAGAAGGUAUUAAAAAAUACAUCAGAUUGCUGAAUUGUGAAUAUUCAUUUUACAAGCAAAAGACAAAUAUUUCUUGGAGCUUACAUGGUGAUAAAUGCACUCAGUUCUUCCACUCUUUCAUGAAAAACAAAAGGCAUCGUAACAGGGUACUGUCAAUAUACACUGAGGAUGGAAAAAGAAUUACUGAUAUGCCUAGCAUCAUUGAGGAGUUCACUGACUAUUACAAGAAGAUUUUGGGUACUGCUAUCACUGUUACAAACCCUGAUCAUCAUUGA
This is a messenger RNA of Asparagus officinalis (garden asparagus), 921 nucleotides long. RefSeq lists its product as uncharacterized. The transcript has a single exon. The coding region runs from base 1 to 921 and encodes 306 amino acids. Lineage: Eukaryota; Viridiplantae; Streptophyta; Magnoliopsida; Asparagales; Asparagaceae. The record is from RefSeq and is a predicted model, not a curated record.